CUUUGUUCAAAGAAAGAUGGCAGAUAAGAGAUGUUGAGUUCGAAACGUGUUGAUUUAAACCUGUUGUUAUUUACCAUGAAGAUGAUAUUGUAUUGGACUUUGUAGUGAAAGAGGGCAUACAGAGUAGGGAAGAUGCAUGGCCAUCAGUCCCACUCCCGCAGACGGAAGAGGAGGCCACUCCAUGGUGUGAAGAGUGUGGAUGUUACAAGAGGAAAGACCGGUUACGGGUUCACAAUCUCUGGGCAGCAUCCAUGUGUCCUCAGCUGUAUAGUUAGUGGCAGCCCUGCAGAGAGAGCUGGACUCAAACCUGGGGACUACCUUGUGUCUGUUAAUGGAGAAAAUGUCUCGAAGGCUCCCCAUGAUAAUGUGGUUCGGAUGAUUGGCACAUCCACGGGAACGCUGACACUACAAGUGGCUGAGAAUUAUAACAGUUCAGACUCAUCAGAUGAUGAUUAUCAUGUAAGACCAAAGUCACGCUACCCAAACCGUGUCAGGCCAAGACAUGUUAUUGGUAUGAGUCCUGAUGCUAAAGUUCUCAAAGAACAGAGUCAGAAUGCUAGAGUUGCUCAGUAUGUGCAUGAGAGUCGAUCUAGAGCUAGUCACAAGGCAAGCUUACCCUACAGACGCCCUGUUUCAUCGGGCAGUAGUCAGAGUUCACAGGGGAGACCCCAUAGUCCCUUAGAGGGCUUUGUUCACGUUGACACUAAAUGGGGCAGGCUUUCAUCGUGUUCUGCAUCUCGUCUACUGGACAAGAACAGCAAAGCAAGUACGAGUAGAGCCCAUGCAAAUUCAAAGUCAUACUCAGCCUCAAACUUGAAAUCUUCAGGAGACCGAGGUUUCAAUGCUAAUGUCCGUCCAGGUGUGUAUCCAGGCAGGUCUGCAAAACCAUCCACUCGUGUCAGAAAUCAGCCAAACUUAAACUACACUCUCUCACAGUCUUUUUACUCCACACCAUCACAUGGCACUCACAGUGACAUAGACUUGCCAGAUCUCCCGGCCAUCCUAAACAGAGAAGUUUUAGAUCACUCGUCCAGUCUGUCAUCGUCUUCCCGUUGUGAGGCUGACCCAGCAGCAAUGGAUCAGGAUGAUCUGAACUCCCAUGACCCUGGCAUCAGAGCUAUUGUAGGUUACGUUGGCACAAUAGAAAUGCCAGGGCAGGACAACAGACUACAGCACAUCAGAAAUGCCGUUAGGCGGCUGAGAGUGGAGCAGAAGAUACACACCUUGGUGUUAAUGGAAGUGUUAGAAGAUAGUGUGAAACUAACCAACACGGUGGGUAGCAUAGUGGCCGAAUACCCGGCUGAUAAGAUUUUGUUUAGUGGUGUUUGUCCGGAUGACAAACGGUUCCUGGGCCUGGUCACAUCGCACAAUCCAGAGGACCAGACUUCCAGCAGCUCUUGUCACGUUUUCAUGGUAGACCCAGAAAUUCAUCAGCACAGUGCGCAUGCUCAGAAAGCUGCUGCUUUUAAUAUUCAGUGUUCCACUGACCUGAACACACAGGCCUGUCAGGAAUUCCCUCAGACAGCAAGCCCCUUAGUCUCUGGUGUGUCACAGCUUUACAGUAACAGGCAGGGCGGGUUGGACACCGACGUCAUUCGUUCUCAGAUUUUUGCAGAGCCUGUUUUGGUCGCUGAACGACACCACAGCAGCAGUUCGAACAGUCAUGACAGUGAUAGUGGCUUAGGCUUCAGCAAAGAAGAUAACCAGCUUAAUGAACAAGUGUACAUCGUGGACGUCAGUGCCAGUUUUGAUCGUAAAGACUUUCACAGAGCCUCCCAGCACGACAGUUUGUCCGGCUCUGCUCCAAAUCUUCACCAUCUUUCUCCAGAUGUGUCUACUAUGCCAACACCGCAUUACAGAAACUUUCAGCAUCCUUCUACAAGUCGCCAUGCUGCCAGGAGGUUGCUCAAUGUGUCCUCAACCAGCGAGGAAAGCUUACACAUGGCAGUAUCCGGUAAGCUUAACCUGAGGGCAAUGCCAGAUCCCCCCACCCUCUGUAAGUCUCAUUCUAACAAUGCACUGGAGCUGCGUCAUUCUGCCGAGAGCAUGCGGAGAAGCAUGCACAAGUUUUUGCAGGCACGACAGCAUUAUACUCGUGAUGUUGCGGGAACCAGUAGUGACCAGGAGUCGCAACUCUCGUUUUCGUACCGACCAGACAACAUCUCGCGUUCAUGCUCUCAUUCAAGUAUCCAGCAGCGCCCUACGUCUGCUCCGUUCAAACAACUGACUCAGGGCCUAACUCUCAUGAACAGUAAAUUGUCUGCUGGGAAUCUAUCAGACAAACUCAGCCCCCGAGCUUUCCUGCCUUAUGGCCCCACGGUUUGCUCUCCAGCCCCACCCAUCCGCUCCCCGUCAGCCCCACCCCUAACGACACACCAUGGCGACAGUGAUUCUGAUGAGGAAUUUGACAGCGAUUGUCUGGAGAAGAAGUUAUCCCGGUUUGAUCUUGAUCAGACAAAUAAACUCCAUGAUGACCAUGAGCCCAGGAGAUUUUCGGAAGGCUAUGCUUUAGCAAAGAAGCGAGAGAAAGAAAAGAGUGUUCAUGCUGAAAUUCAAAGGUGGACGAAAACUGGCUCUUUGAGACGACCUAAACAUGCGAAGAAAACACUGUCACAGUCACAUGAGUCCCUGAUUGUCACAGAUGCAGACUUGGCAACGCAACAGAAGCUGCUCUCUGCCAAUAGCGUGAACAGUAUUAGUGGCCAUGGCAAUAAGAAGUGUUUGUCACAGGAGGCAGAAGUGGGGCGCGUGGCAGGCUGGGCUGUUAACUUCGAAAAGCUGCUCAGCGACAGUGGCGGGUUGGCGGUGUUCACUGAAUUUCUCAAGAAAGAGUUCAGUGAAGAAAACAUUGUGUUCUGGAAGAUUUGUGUGGACUAUAAGAAGAUUGGGGACCCGGAGGAGAGAAAAGUGAAAGCCAAAGAGAUCUAUGACAAGCAUGUUUCGUCCAAAGCGGUUGAUCCUGUGAACAUUGACAGCCAGGCUCGUCAGAGGUGUGAGGAACACCUGGAGCUUCCCUCACCUGAGAUGUUUGAUGUUGCACAGCAACAGAUAUUCCAGCUGAUGAAGCAAGACAGUUACUCUCGGUUUCUACGCUCUGACAUGUACAAGUCCUGUCUGAUGGCAGAGAUCGAGGGCAAACCCCUGGAGUUUCAGGAGGAGGAUGACACUGUCUCUGAUCUGCCCUCAAAAGAUGACAAGAAGGCGAAAAAGAGCGGUGAGCCAGAGGUAAAGCGAAGGAAAUCUCUCCUGCCAUGGGUGAAGAACAAAGGUGCCAAACAGAAUGCCAAAUUAAAAAAGAAUAAAGAAAACAAGGAAAAGGAAGAAAACAAUAAUAACAGUCAUAAAAAGCCCGGGUUUGCUACGGUGGAUCUGAGUUUGAUGAGCAAAGAAGUGGCUCAAACAGUGGAGAACAUACCCUCUGAUAUCCGGGAAAAUGAGGACGAAGUGCAUUCUGGGAAUUAUAAGUUUUGUCGCAUAAUUCUGCCAGACGGCUCAUCUACUGUGGUGUGUGCUAAGCCGGGUCAGUCUACCCAUUCUGUGCUGAGCAAACUGUGCGAGAAACGCAACUUUUCUGUUGCUUCUCUGGAUGUUUUCCUGGCAGGAUCAGAUAAGGCAUUGGAUUUAAACAAUGACAUAUCCAGUCUGGGAUCCAAAGAUAUUAUUUUAGAGAAGAGAGUAUUUUUUCGGAUGGAUUUGCCAAAUCACAAAUUCAUUGGGGUGAAAGCCAAACCUAACCGUUCUAUUCGUGAUGUGUUCAAGCCCAUAUUGCAUAAAUAUGGAUACAAGAUAGACGGGGUCUUAAUACAGAUGUCUGGUCAGAAUGGAACUGUGGACAUUGAGUGCCCGACUUCCAGCUUGGAUAACAAAAGAAUUCUAAUCAUUCCUAAGGAUGAUGUUGUCGACUGGUCUGGCUCGGACGGUCACCGUUUGACCAAUGGUCGCCCACCUGUUCCCCCGCGCAAUAAACCCAGCCAAUCAGGGCCAUCCAGCCUGGAUGAAUUAACUAACAAAGUGUUUGAGGAUCUUAUGCAAGGCAAGUCGGAGGUGGCUCACAGUUUUGAUGAGCUGGGCAUUCUUGAUCCUGACAGACCAGUCAAGUCGAACAAAAACGGAGACGAUCAUCGUUUAUCCGGCCUUUUCGGGCUCCUAAGGAGGGAAUCUCUGGGCGCAAAGGAUCCCGGCAAACCCAAAGUGAAGAACAAGGUGACGUUUGCUUUACAGAAAUCGGAGAACAGGAAACGUGGGAAGGGCCGUGAAGAAGACAAUUUUUUGGACCUACUGUCCAGAAUGCAGAGCCAGAGAAUAGAUGACCAGCGUGGUGUAGGUCGUGACAGUUUGGAAGUACCAGACUUCCUGCUCAAGCCGUCAGCCAAACAGGAGUCCGGUACAAGUGACAGUCAGAGGCCCCAAAGCAGCAGUGAGCCGUCAGAUGAAGCAAGCAAUCUGUUGUCAAUCCAGGCUGCAGAAGGCUAUGACUUGGAUGACUUUGACGAUGUGGAACCCAACAUGCUGUCUUUGCAACAAAACAUUGAGCCAGAAACUCUGACUAAACCCUGCAGAAAAGGCUCACCGCCUUCGGCCGAGGCAGCAGACUACGAUGGCAGAAGUAUUCGCAAGUUUAAGACUUUCGGUUCACCAACGGAAAAACUUCAUUUCACAAACUCAAGUUUUAGCCAGGAAUCUGUAGUGCCUUCUUAUAAUCAAGCCCUGAACUAUUUUAGCAGUUUUAACCAUCCCCCUCAUCCCGAUUUUGACGACCCAAUGUUGAUGGUUAAGAGUGUAUCUGAUAUUGGGUUUGAUCAAAGUGGUAGUCAGCCUCCCCUAAGUGCCUUCCAACCCCCUGUGAUAAGACUUCCUGAUGAUUUUCCAUCCAAUUUCAAGGCUCCCAAAGCAUCUCCAGAGAAGUUCUCCUCCAGUGGUACAGACCCAGAGUUGUCUUCCCCUAGUGAAAGCAAUAGCAGUGCAGGUCAGCUGGAGUUCCAGGAUUAUACUGUGCACCAGAAUGGUGUGUGUGAGAGUGGGAUUGCAGUGAUGCAGCGUCGUCCCUUCCAGUCUAUACUGGAGCAGGGCAGAGUCAACGCUGCACCAGAAGUCCCACAAAAACCACAUCUUCACGGGCACAAGACCAGCGAUCAGCACACACAGAGUUUUGAAAAUCGUUUAGCUCAAUGUUUGACUGAAAACCAAAAACUACUGCCAACAGAAAAGCACCAGUCCACAAAACUGGCCAGUAAAAAACGACUGGUUCGUGUGAACGGAACAAGCAACAUCGUGAACAGUCAUGAUUUGCCACAGCAUCCCGAACCCAACAGUCGAACACCUCAACAGUUAAAUAGCGAACUUAAGCAUCAUCGUAGUCGAACACGAAAACCAGUGUACAUUCAACCGAGUGAACCUCCAAGCACUGUGGACCACCAGGUCACCUUUGUGUAGUGAAGUAACAGAACUUCUGAAGAAGCAUCAAACAAAGGACUCUUUAUAUAUGCCAUAAUGUCAAAAGAUGUGCUGUUGAUAUUUCUAUGAUUUGUAUUUUGAUAUUUUUUUUAUGCCCAUUCAUUACGUUUACAAAAUUCUUCUUUGUGUUUGUAGUCUGCAAUUUGAAAUGUGAUGUAAUUCACAUUCAAUGAUUGCAACUUCACCUGAAAUUGCAAAUUUUUAUAUGCAAAUUACUUUCACUAAUUUGAUUGUGAAAUCUUGCUACUUUUCCUUCUGCAUCCUGUGUUACAACUCAGGAGUAAGCACUUGAAGUAGGCUUAUUUUUAUAUACUCCUAUUCACACAAGGAUAGGUUUCCUCUGCCAAGAGAACCCUUUCAUAUAAAAACAUGUCUGACUUCAUGUAGUCUCACACUCAGUUGUUGACAAAAUUCUGGCUAUGAAGAUAAUUCUGGCUUUGACUUGGUGGCUGUUUUUCAAAGCGGUUGUGAAUUUGCGCUGGCUUAAUCACCUUAACAUCGCAUGAGGACGGCAUAUGAUAUGAUAUGCCACAUUGGCACUUGCAGCCACUGUAAUCAUAAUGUUACAACUGCUUUGAGAAAUAGCCUUCAGUUGACACUGUAUUUCAACAUUAUGUUUUCUCUUGCCUUGUAACAUUGACUAUCUAAGUGCCACUAGGUGUGCAUUUCAGGUGACUUAUUAUGAAAGAUUUUGAUCAUUUUUAAUAUAUCUGCAAAUAGUUCCCACUGCGCUGAAGUAGUGUAAUUUGCAGUAUGUCCUGACCUGCACAACCUGUUCCAGCAUGGUUAAUAUGCGAGUACAUCUGGUUUGUGAGUCCGUGUACGUGUAUUUUGGUUAACUAUUGUCCGACAUAGUAUUUGUUUAACACAUGUUGUACAGCAUUUGUUUGUUAAUGUGAAGUUAUUUCUGUUAUUUAUUAUGCUCAGUCGUGGACUGGUGCUUUUCUGUUAAACGUUCAGUUUUUUGACAAUUAAAUAAAUUGUAUGAUAAUCAGUUUUUCAAGAAUAUGUCUCAGUUGGGGCACUGGAUUCCUUUCAUUUUGUAUUUAUUGUGACUGUUGAGACACUGUUAAAGUUCAUUUUGUCUUAGGAGGGUAAAAAACGUUUUUAAAUGGGGUGAGAGAUCAACAGAAGCAAUUUCAUUCAUUAUUGAGAUUUUAGAACAUUUUUUUUUCUUCUUUUUAUUGUAAUAGAUUGGGUCCUUAAAGCCACAAUUUAGUUUGGUACCAACCCACAAUCUAAACAACUAUUCAGUCCUCACCUAUUAUCAUUUAUCAGCUGGCUGUAUUAGUAUGAGAAGCUGAGAACUAGGACUGAUGGCUCAGUUGAACAAAUGCUCAGAAAGAAUUUACUGAUAGACUUGGUUUGCCAUUUGGUCUGACCUUCAGUGCACUAUUUUUUGUACAGAAUUGCCAGGUGCAGUGUUUGUCUUUUGAAUAAUAUUCAUGGCAAACUUUAUGGUUAAGAUUUUUUACUAUUCAUCCUUUCAUAUAAAUUUUUCAUUAAGGUUAAGGUCAGUUUCUGACAUGUCAUUAUUUAUUCCAUAUUUACAUGGUUUUCUUCACUCUGAAAAGGACCCUGUCCAUCCCUGAAUUAUUGUUAUAAAGAUGCAUGCAUUGUGACUAGGGACUUAAUUUCCAAAUUGACAAUUUGCUUGUAGAUAUGAAGUUGAAUUUUUACUCUAAAAUGUAAAUUUCCCAAGGAUACCCUCUGGUCCUCCACAUCUAUUCCUUUAAACCUUGAAAAAAGAGAUUUCUGUGGCAGGCAGAAGGGAAUUGUAAGAAAUCGGAAUAAAGCAGACUUUCACUGUUCUAGUUUAAAGGGUGACGUAAAGGGAGAUAAUUUAUGUACAGCAAGAUAUUAGUAAAGGGGUUUGUAAAUUGUCAGUUAAUAUGGCUUAGAAACUCUCUUGACUGGUCAAUACUGUAUAAGCAGUUAACAGUUACAUGUGUAUGGUAUUGUCACAUAUGCAAAUCCAUGAAUAAAAAUUUUCCAUUUA
Messenger RNA from Liolophura sinensis, 7453 nucleotides. RefSeq names its product regulator of G-protein signaling loco-like. The record is from RefSeq and is a predicted model, not a curated record. Gene Ontology annotation, biological process: regulation of G protein-coupled receptor signaling pathway; signal transduction. The transcript is spliced from 15 exons. The coding region runs from base 133 to 5433 and encodes 1766 amino acids. Gene Ontology annotation, cellular component: plasma membrane; nucleus; cytoplasm. NCBI's taxonomy places the organism in Eukaryota, Metazoa, Mollusca, Polyplacophora, Chitonida, Chitonidae. Gene Ontology annotation, molecular function: GTPase activator activity; protein binding.